Messenger RNA from Pogoniulus pusillus (Red-fronted tinkerbird), 666 nucleotides. RefSeq names its product G protein subunit gamma 7 (gene GNG7). The transcript is spliced from 4 exons. Gene Ontology annotation, cellular component: heterotrimeric G-protein complex. NCBI's taxonomy places the organism in Eukaryota, Metazoa, Chordata, Aves, Piciformes, Lybiidae. The record is from RefSeq and is a predicted model, not a curated record. The coding region runs from base 211 to 417 and encodes 68 amino acids. Gene Ontology annotation, molecular function: G-protein beta-subunit binding. Gene Ontology annotation, biological process: G protein-coupled receptor signaling pathway.
GGCGGCGGGGCGGGGCUGGCAGCAGGCUGCGUUGCGCCGCGGCGCUGCUGGCUGAGGCGGCGGCUCCGCUCCUCCGCCCCUCCGCGCCCCGGCCCCGCCGGCACCGGAUUGCUGCUCCUGGGCCGAGGCAGAGCUCAGCUGCCUGCACUGGAGGAGGUGCUGGGAAGACUCUGACCAAGGAUUCUCGCGGCCAGGAGCCCAUGGCCAAGGAUGUCAACCACUAACAACACCGCCCAGGCCCGCAAGCUGGUGGAGCAGCUGCGCAUCGAGGCUGGCAUCGAGCGCAUCAAGGUCUCCAAGGCCUCCUCGGAGCUGAUGAGUUACUGCGAGCAGCAUGCCCGGAGCGACCCCCUGCUGGUUGGGGUCCCUGCCUCUGAGAACCCCUUCAAGGACAAAAAGCCUUGCACCAUCCUAUAGCUGCCCUGCGCCCCCCGCGGCGCCCCCCGCCCCUGCAGCCCCCCAGCUCCCCGCCCCCGCCCCCCCGGGAGAAGCCCCGACCGAUAAUUAAUCAUCAUCAAGAGUUAAUCGGGGGUGGGGGGAGGGGGAGGGAAGCCCCAGAGUGGUCCCCAGGCCUGAGGGAGGAAAUUCCAAUUCCCUCGGUGGAGUUCAAGGGUUGGAGCCCAAAACCCGAAGUGAGGGGGGGGGAGGUUGGGGGUGAGGAGUGAG